Molecule: messenger RNA, 914 nt
Organism: Salvelinus namaycush (lake trout)
Lineage: Eukaryota; Metazoa; Chordata; Actinopteri; Salmoniformes; Salmonidae
Gene: ap3s2
Product: adaptor related protein complex 3 subunit sigma 2
Exons: 6
Coding region: 75-653 (192 amino acids)
Biological process (GO): Golgi to vacuole transport; intracellular protein transport
Cellular component (GO): membrane coat; intracellular membrane-bounded organelle; AP-3 adaptor complex
Source: RefSeq, a predicted model, not a curated record
AUGAAAACAUCCGCCAGGUGGACAGCUGACUGCACGUCUUUUAUUUGAGUGAUUUGAGACAUUUCCAGACAAAUAUGAUUAAAGCUAUUUUAAUAUUUAACAACCAUGGGAAACCACGACUCAUCAGAUUUUAUGAAUAUUUUGCUGAAGAUGUGCAGCAGCAGAUCAUUCGAGAGACUUUCCAUCUGGUGUCGAAGAGGGACGACAACGUCUGCAACUUCUUGGAGGGGGGAAGUUUGAUCGGUGGCUCGGACUACAAGUUGAUCUACCGACACUACGCAACACUGUACUUUGUGUUCUGUGUGGACUCCUCUGAGAGUGAGCUCGGUAUUCUGGAUCUAAUACAGGUGUUCGUGGAAACUCUGGACAAAUGCUUUGAGAACGUCUGUGAACUGGACCUAAUUUUCCACAUGGAUAAGGUCCACUUCAUCCUUCAGGAGGUGGUGAUGGGGGGGAUGGUGCUGGAGACCAACAUGAAUGAGAUCGUGGGCCAGGUAGAGCUGCAGAACCGCAUGGAGAAAUCAGAGGGGGGCUUCUCGGCGGCUCCGGCUCGGGCCGUCUCCGCGGUCAAGAACAUGAACCUCCCAGAAAUGCCUCGUAACAUCAACAUCGGAGACAUCAAUAUCAAAGUGCCCAGCCUCUCCCCCUUCUGACCAGGGAGCGGAGCAGGGGCUAGGCCCAAACCGCACCCUAUUCCCUUUAUAGUGCACUACUUUUAACCAGAGUCCUAUGUGGGCUUCUGCCCUUCAGGUCUAAAGUAGUGCACUACACUAUAUAUCAGUGCACUAUAAGAUGUGAGACACUCUAUAUGACCUAUACAUAGGGAAUAGGGUGUAUAUGUAGUGCACUAUAUAGGGAAUAGGGUGUAUAGGUAGUGCACUAUAUAGGGAAUAGGGUGUAUAGGUAGUGCACUA